This is a messenger RNA of Epinephelus fuscoguttatus (brown-marbled grouper), 3133 nucleotides long. Its product is annotated as lipid droplet assembly factor 1-like. Bases 145 to 621 code for a protein of 158 amino acids. Lineage: Eukaryota; Metazoa; Chordata; Actinopteri; Perciformes; Serranidae. The transcript is spliced from 5 exons. The record is from RefSeq and is a predicted model, not a curated record.
CAAAAGAGGAAGAAAGAGGAGGAGUAGGAAGAAAGUGUUUUAAAAGGGUGUGUUGGCACUGUUGUAGUGUUGAAGAGUCAGAGGCAACUGCAGGACACAAACCAGCUUUGCUACAUAGUUCAGUCAGGUCCUACGUCUGUGGAGAUGCAGCCCAGCAGCAACAGCAGCAGUGAGAAAUCAGAGUUGCAGCAGCUGUGGGGAGGUUGGAGCACAAUGGUGAAGCGUUAUUAUGAUGACCCCAAGGUAGCACAUCUGAUGAACACAAGAAUCGGGCAGUACCUCAGCACCCACCCUGUCUUCGCUCUGACAGUGCUGCUGUUUGGCGCCAUGGCCGCACUGCCUGUCGGGCUUUUCCUUUCUUUUGCUCUUGUGACCUUUAUAAUGGCAGCAGUAGGUUUUGUUUUCUUUGAAGGGUUCCUCUUGUUUAUAGGAGGCGUUACUCUGCUGUGCGUGCUCACCGGUAUCGCCUUCUUCUCUGUCAUGGCUUCAUUCAUCUUCAGUGCCCUUUAUAUCAUCAUCACCAACAUCUUUCACCGCUAUUACCCACAUCUGAAAAAGCAAAGGAAAGUCCAGGAGACGGAGAGUGAAUCUGACACUUCAGAAAUGAAAGACACGCAGUAGCUCAAUUCUUCUUCUCUCUCGAUUGUCAGCUCUCAGGUGAAAGAAGGUCAGAAUCGCCGAGGGUACGAACGCCUUAAAUCAGCACUACUGAAGAGACCCUUGAAUGUAAUAUGUGUAACAGAUUUCCUAAGCACAAAGAUUCCCUAAUUGUUACUGUGUGUCUACAGCCUAAAUAUUAUGGCUGAAUAUUUUUCUAUAAUGCCUGAUUGUAACUAUCUCUAUGCUUAAUAUAAGUUUAAAAUAUCUUUGACAGCCAAAGCAUGGAAUAACUAAUCUUUGAACUGCCUUACUAGUUAAAGCUACAGUGCGUAACUUCUGUUGCCUCCCAGCGGAUAAUGCGUUAUUACAACUAAUAAGCCGGCGGCACUUCCAUGUACACAGAGUAACACUCGUCAGUCGCCACACACCGUGUAAACAGAGUAACACUCGCUACACACCAUGUACACAAGGCUACACAACGUGGCGAACACCAGGCUGCUAACAUUGCAUAACGUUCAUAGCACCAUUUCCAAGAAAAUAAUAAAGUACUAGGUCCAGUACAUGUAACAGCAACACAUACUACUCAUAAUAUAAUUAUAAACCAAGUCACUUACUUAUCCAACAGCAGCAAGGCAACAUCCGUGUCUGCCCUCAGCCCAAUUUUUUCCUUCAGGGCUCUCCACCGAGGAAAAGCAACGCCAAUACAAAUCCUUGUUUGCCUUCUCUGUCGGUCACUUUCCUUCUUUGCUAAUAGACCUUCAGCCGAACGUCCAGGCUUUUUCUUUGUGGUAGGAUCCACUUCUGAACCGUGUCUCAGCCGCUUCUUUGUUGCUUUCUCUUUCUACCUGCGCUCUACCUCUUGCUGUGACACUCUCCGCUCUUCCUCCCCCUCCCUUCUUGUUGUGAGGAAGCAUUUCCUGUGCGCCAGCGCGGGAAUGUCGCCGGUCGACACGCAUACUAAAAAUGAUAUAUAUUGAAAAAUACCGCAAGAUGUUAGAGGAGCCGAUCGGCUUAAUCAGCAUUGUGUCAUCUCCUCUAGUAGUGGCUUGGGUGAAACGGACAUUUACAGACCUGUAGAAGUUACACACUAUAGCUUUAAAUACAGGAGGCUUAUUUUAGUCUCAUCUGUAUAUUCUUUGCACUAUGCACAUAUCUUGAACUGACGGCUCAUUUCAAGAGAAAAAUGCUGGCUCGUGACUGAACACUGUGCACUAUUCUAGUUUCCACAUUAUGAUUUAUAAAUGCAUGUGUAUGUUGUGUAUGUCUGCAGAUAUCUGAUGCACGUGCAAAUGAGGCGAGAAAAGCACUACAAAGUACUGUUACUUGUUUAUGUUUGCUGUUACCUUUAAAGGAGCUCUAUACGACAUGCUGAACACUAAUACAGCAGCAAAUAUCUAUUUGCUAUUAAAAGAUGUAAUGGAGUGAUGGCAUCCUGAGCAGAGAAGAAAGCCCAGCUGAAAAAAUAUGGAAAUGAGUUCUUUUGCACUUUCGGUUCCCUCGUCCAUAAAUCAAUGGGUUUUUAGUUAGUUGCCCUAAAUAAGGUCUGUGGUAAACUCAAGCUUAAAGGAGAUUUUCAAGUUUUAUUCUAUGACAUAAAAUAUGUCAGUAAAUACCCUACUUAAAAUGAGUUAGCAUUUUAGCACUCUCGCUUUCUCGUCCAAAGGUCAAUGGAUUUUUGUUUAGAUGCCUGAAAUAAGAUCAGUGGUUACCACAAGCUUAACAGAUUUUCAUGUUUUAUUCUAUGACAUAAAAUACGUCAGUAAAUAUCCUACUUGUGAAUUUUUAAAUGUAGGAACUGUAAACCUAAACCUAAACUAAAUGCUAACACUAGCAUGUCAACAUGUUCACAAUGACACUGCUAACAUGCUGUUGUUAAGAAUGUGUGAUGUCUGGCAUGUUGGAAUUUUAACAUUCACCUAAACAGUGCCCCAGGAAGAAGUCCUAAAACCUGGAGAUGAGUCAGCAUUUUAACACUCCCACUUUCUUGUCAGAAACGAGUUAGCAUUUUAGCACUCCCGCUUUCUCAUCUAAAGGUCAAUGGAUUUUUGGUUAGAUGCCUGAAAUAAGGUCAGUGGUAACCACAAGCUUUAGAGAUUUUCACGUUUUGUUCUAUGACAUAAAAUACGUCAGUAAAUGCCCCACUCGUAAAUUUUUGAAUAUAGGAACUGUGAAGCUAAACCUAAGCUAAAUGCUAACACUAGCAUGUCAACGUGUUCACAAUGACACUGCUAACAUGCUGUUGUUAAGAAUGUGUGAUGUCUGGCAUGUUGGCAUUUUAACAUUCACCUAAACAGUGCCCCAGGAAGAAGGCCUAAAACCUGGAGAUGAGUCAGCAUUUUAGCACUCCCGCUUUCUUGACUAAAGGUCAAUGGAAUUUUGGUUAGAUCCCUGAAAUAAGGUGAAUGGUUACCACAAGCUUAAGAGAUUUUCACAUUUUGUUCUAUGACAUAAAAUACAUGAUUUUUUAAGCUUUUAUGUGUCUUUAAAAAGGCGGUUGCUAGUAAGUGGCUAAAUGAGACUACAAAACAACAUC